UGACGUCGUCGCUGGGACCUGCAAGAUCCGGGUCUGCUGAAACCUGCCCAGGUGCAGUGCCACCUGCUGGCUGGCCUUGCCGCUCAUCAUGUUUCCUUCGCGCGUACCUGGGCGGAGCUGCAUGCAGAGUCCAGAUGCUGCUUCCUGAAUUCACUGCGCUUGCUCACUAACACUCAAACCAGACUCAGGCAACUGGGUUUCCGCUCUCCACUGACCCAGUGAAUCGCUGAUAUUCACAGUAUCAACAGUAUUGCACACCUACGACAAUGGCUCGUACGGACUCUACGCCUUCGGAGCCAAAGCCUCCAACAUCAUCUCCAGCCCCCGUACCGCAAGCGCCCACCACCUCCGAAGAAUCAACAGCGUUCCGUCCAUCAUCACAGUCAGGAGACGAGCCACGGUUAUCGAUGGCUUCUACGGAGGCGGCAGAACCACCAUUUUCUCCCAGCAGCACCACACCGGUGCUGGAGAAGGAUGAGGAAGAUAGCGAUUUCGGCAGCCAUUCCGAGGUCAACGACGACCUGCCCACGGAGAAGGACCUCAAGCGAGUCGAAAACUUGCUCAUUCUAGAUUCCAAGGGCCAGUCGCGCCCAUUCAAGGAUCUGUAUUCCGGAGAAGGCGUUGCGCCGCGACAGCUCAUCAUCUUCGUCAGGCAUUUCUUCUGCGGGAACUGCCAGGAAUACUUACGCACCCUCUCUUCCUCCAUAACGCCCGAAUCGCUCCUCGCUCUCCCAACCCCCGCCUUCAUAACCGUCAUCGGCUGCGGCCGCCCCGAGCUCAUCGACAUGUACGCAGAGACGACGAAAUGCCCCUUCCCGAUAUACGCGGAGCCCACACGGAAGCUGUACGAUAUCCUGGGCAUGACACGGACAUAUGAGCUGGGCAAGAAGCCGGACUACAUCCACACCAACCUCUUCGUCUCGUCCGUCCAGAGCGUCGUGCAGGGCCUGAAAACGGGCAACAAGGCCCUGAAGGGUGGAGACUUCAAGCAAGCUGGCGGGGAAUUCUUGUUCGAACAUGGGAAACCGGUGUGGGCGCAUCGGAUGCGGAAUACGAGGGAUCAUACCGAGGUGGAGGAAUUGAGGCAGGUGCUGGGGUUGGAGGUGGUCAAGGCGCCACUGAGGAAGAGCUGGAGUCAUGGGGUGAAGGAGGAGGGUGGGAGGAAGAGGAGUAGUAGUUGGGGGAGGUUAAGGAGUCUGAGCAAGGGGGCGAAGGAGAAGUUUGGGGAGAAGGAGAAGGAGAAGAAGGUGGUUGAGGAGGGAGCUGCUUGAGGGUAAUGGGGGAGGCACAUCACCUGCCGGUGGUAUCAUUGGUAUAUUGGCACGGAUUCUCUGGAGAUCAAUUGUUAGCAUAGGCACACAUCGCAUGUUUACUCGGGUACUAUCAUACGGUUGCGACCUAUUAGCAAAUGCUUCUGACGCUGCUGUCCUUCGGCCAUAUAGAUGUUCCCAAUACGGUAAACCCUAGAUUUCCUUGUAGAUGCCAAGACCAGUCCACAACAGCAGGAAGGCGUCAAUCCUGCAAAGCCGUGCUUCACCAUAACUGUAUACCU
Westerdykella ornata is the source of this 1552-nucleotide messenger RNA. RefSeq lists its product as uncharacterized. The transcript is spliced from 2 exons. The record is from RefSeq and is a predicted model, not a curated record. Lineage: Eukaryota; Fungi; Ascomycota; Dothideomycetes; Pleosporales; Sporormiaceae. Bases 267 to 1271 code for a protein of 334 amino acids.